ACCACACAGAUUACCAUAUCCUCUCUUCCGUCAAUAUAGCAAAAUAGCCCCCAAUUUUUCAUACAAAUUCUAAAAACACUCUUUUCUCUUUCCCCAUACAGUUCACACUCUCCUCUGUCACUUUUUUCCUCCAUUUUUCAUACGCCCAUUUCCUCCCAAAUCCACAGGCAGAUCUGACCCUCGUCGAACCAGAUCGGACCCCUAGUUACACCGGCAAUGGAGGAGGCACUGGAAUUGGCACGUGCCAAGGACACGAAGGAGAGAAUGGCGGGCGUAGAACGACUGCACCAACUUCUCGAAGCUUCUCGAAAGAGCCUCUCUUCUUCGGAAGUCACUUCUCUUGUGGAUGUUUGCUUAGAUCUUCUGAAAGACAACAACUUUAGGGUUUCUCAGGGUGCCUUACAAUCGCUCGAUUCCGCCGCUGUACUCUCCGGUGAACACUUGAAGCUUCACUUCAAUGCACUUGUACCUGCCGUCGUUGAAAGAUUAGGCGAUUCGAAGCAGCCCGUUAGAGAUGCGGCUAGACGAUUGUUGCUUACUUUGAUGCAGGUUUCUUCACCAACUAUCAUUGUUGAGAGAGCAGGGUCUUAUGCUUGGAUGCACAAAAGCUUCAGAGUUCGAGAAGAAUUUGCUCGCACUGUUACAUCAGCAAUUGGUCUUUUUUCAGCAACUGAGCUGCCCCUUCAACGGGCCAUUCUUCCUCCUAUUCUGCAAAUGUUGAGUGAUCCUAAUCCUGGUGUUAGAGAUGCAGCCAUAUCAUGUAUUGAGGAGAUGUAUUCACAGGCUGGACCUCAGUUUCGUGAUGAGCUUCAGCGCCAUCAUCUUCCUACCAUGAUGCUAAAAGAUAUUAAUGCCAGACUAGAGAAGAUUGAGCCCAAAAAUCGAUUAGCAGAUGGAAUUCCAAGAAACUAUUCAGCUGCUGAGGUGAGACCCACUAGUCUUAAUCCCAAGAAAAGCAGCCCGAAGGCUAAAAGUUCAACAAGAGAGGUAUCUCUUUUUGGAGGGGAUGGUGAUAUUGCAGAAAAACCUGUCGAUCCAAUUAAAGUGUACUCAGAGAAGGAGCUGGUAAGGGAAUUUGAGAAGAUUGCUUCUACCCUUGUGCCAGAGAAGGAUUGGUCUGUCCGUAUCGCUGCUAUGCAAAGAAUUGAAGCUCUUGUUAUUGGAGGUGCAAUUGAUUUUCCUUGUUUCCGUGGACUUCUGAAGCAACUUGUUGUCCCUUUGAGCACACAGUUAUCUGACCGGAGAUCCACCAUUGUCAAACAGGCUUGCCAUUUGUUAAGCUUCUUAUCCCAAGAGCUUUUGGGAGAUUUUGAGGCGUGUGCCGAGAUGUUCAUUCCAGUUCUUUUCAAGCUUGUUGUGAUAACUGUUCUCGUAAUUGCAGAAUCUGCUGAUACCUGCAUAAAAACGAUGUUGCGCAACUGCAAAGUUGCUCGUGCACUUCCUCGAAUAGCUGAUUGUGCAAAGAAUGAUCGGAAUGCAGUCCUUCGUGCAAGAUGCUGUGAGUAUGCACUUCUAAUCCUGGAACAUUGGCCUGAUGCUUCUGAGAUACAACGUUCAGCAGAACUCUAUGAAGACCUUAUAAAGUGUUGUGUAGCAGAUGCAAUGGGUGAGGUACGAUCAAUUGCAAGAACUUUGUACAGAAUGUUUGCAAGAACUUGGCCUGAACGUUCCAGGCGUUUGUUUAUGUCCUUUGAUCCUGUUAUCCAAAGGAUCAUAAAUGAGGAAGAUGGUGGAACUCACAGACGACAUGCUUCACCUUCUGUUCGAGAGAGGAGUUCACACUUCUCACUUGCGCCUCAAACAUCUGCUUCGCAAAUUCCUGGUUAUGGAACAUCUGCAAUAGUGGCUAUGGAUAGAACUUCCAGUUUGCCUUCAGGCACGUCCCUCUCCUCUGGGCUACUCCUGUCACAAACAAAACCUGUGGGUACUGGCACAGAACGUAGCUUGGAAAGUGUACUUCAUGCCAGCAAACAGAAAGUUUCUGCUAUAGAAAGCUUGCUCAAAGGUCUGGAUAUAUCUGAGAGAAGUCGAUCCUCUAGUUUGGAUCUAGGAGUUGAC
Molecule: messenger RNA, 2058 nt
Organism: Nicotiana tabacum (common tobacco)
Lineage: Eukaryota; Viridiplantae; Streptophyta; Magnoliopsida; Solanales; Solanaceae
Source: RefSeq, a predicted model, not a curated record